AUGAAACCAAGUAAUACAUCGAAAUGGAUCAAAUCAUCCAUUAUUAGUAUAUUAGGUUCAGUAAUAACUAUAAUAUUGCUACUAAGGCUUAUAUUACCAUCUUCCCUAAGCCUUACUGCAUCUAUAUUCAAACCAUACGUUCCAAAUUUCAAGAAUGUUCCAGGAGUAGAGUUUUAUGAUUUAAGAAAUUAUCAAGGUAAUAAAGAUGGUUGGCAACGUGGUGACAAAAUUUUGUUCUGUGUACCUUUGAGAGAUGCGGCUGAACAUUUACCUCGUUUUUUUAAUCAUUUGAACACAAUGACAUAUCCUCAUAAUUUAAUCGAUUUAUCCUUUUUAGUUAGUGAUUCCUCUGAUGAUACAAUGGGUGUUCUAUUAUCUAAUUUACAAAAUGCUCAAUCUCAAAAGGAUAAGAGUAAAAGGUUUGGAAAUAUUGAAAUUUUUGAAAAGGAUUUUGGUCAAAUCAUCGGUCAAUCCUUUUCAGAUAGACAUGGUUUUGCAGCUCAAGGUCCAAGAAGAAAAUUAAUGGCUAGAGCAAGAAAUUGGUUAGGUUCUGUAGCAAUCAAACCAUAUCAUUCCUGGGUAUAUUGGAGAGAUGUCGAUGUAGAGACUAUCCCAGAGACCAUCAUGGAGGAUUUGAUGCAUCAUGAUAAAGAUGUCAUAGUACCAAACGUUUGGAGACCAUUGCCUGAUUGGUUAGGUAACAUUCAACCGUACGAUUUGAACUCUUGGAAAGAAAGUGAAGGUGGUGCUCAAUUGGCAGAGAGUCUAGAUGAAGAUGCAGUCAUUGUGGAAGGUUACCCAGAGUAUGCUACAUGGAGACCUCAUUUAGCAUACAUGAGAGACCCUAAUGGUGAUCCUGAGGAAGAAAUGGAAUUAGAUGGUAUUGGUGGGGUGUCUAUCUUAUCUAAGGCCAAAGUUUUCCGUACGGGGUCUCAUUUCCCUGCAUUUUCAUUCCAAAAGCAUGCAGAAACUGAAGCUUUUGGGAAAUUAUCUCGUGCAAUGAAUUAUAAUGUUGUAGGUUUACCCCAUUAUGUCAUUUGGCAUAUAUAUGAACCAUCCACUGAGGAUUUGAAGCAUAUGGCAUGGAUGGCAGAAGAAGAAAAGAGAAAAGUCGAAGAGACUAGAAUCAAAGAGUUUUAUGAUAAGAUUUGGAUAUCUGGGUUUGAUGAUGUUAGGGAUGAAUGGGAGACCGAAAAGAGUGAUAUCUUAUUAAAUAUUGAUUUAACCUCGGCAUCAGAAGGUAAAGUUGAAGUGGAUUGGUCUGAUGAUGAUGACAAGAUGAACUUUGCGCAUGCAGCUCUUGCUGAUUCUGGUCAAGGUUCAUUGAAUGACAAGACUAAAAACGAAAAAGUCAAUGAUGCCAACACUAAUAACAACGCAGGUCAAGCUCAUAAAGCUGCAGGUUUGGAAGUCGCUCCCGAUUUCGAUCCAAACCUAUAA
Molecule: messenger RNA, 1440 nt
Organism: Maudiozyma barnettii
Lineage: Eukaryota; Fungi; Ascomycota; Saccharomycetes; Saccharomycetales; Saccharomycetaceae
Gene: ANP1
Product: Anp1p
Exons: 1
Coding region: 1-1440 (479 amino acids)
Biological process (GO): protein N-linked glycosylation; cell wall mannoprotein biosynthetic process
Cellular component (GO): mannan polymerase complex
Molecular function (GO): alpha-1,6-mannosyltransferase activity
Source: RefSeq, a predicted model, not a curated record